AGCGGUUGUCAGAUUAACAUCUGCGUUAAAAAAAAAAAAAAAAAAGAGAAGAGAAAUUGAUGGUAAUAGCGCUCCGCCCUCAGCCCAAUGGAAGCGGCCGUCAACCCACCCCAAGACAGGAUUAAGAUUGACCUGACAUUUUCCUAACAACAUUGAUUGGAUGACCUCUGCGGAUUGGAUCCUUGAAGUGGUCUUUACAAAACGUGGUCUUGAUAGAUCACAGCAGACCUGAAGAUCUUGUGGCUUGUAAAGGACACCCACACGCUCUCUGGUUGGGUUGUCCAGUGGCAUGUUGGACCAGCACUGCAGCUCAGGAAAACGUAUCCGCAAGCCCUCCCUGCUGUACGAGGACUUUGAGAGCCCCUCCUUGCCGCACACAAUGACCCAAGCCACCCCCGCCCCUCCGCAGCCCCCGGUGAAGGACCCGAGCCGGCCGGGCCGCAUGACGAACCAGCUGCAGUACCUCCAGAAAACCCUGAUUAAGUGUUUGUGGAGGCACCACUUUGCCUGGCCGUUCCAUGAACCCGUGGACGCCUACAGACUAAACCUGCCAGAUUAUUAUAAAAUCAUCAAACAGCCCAUGGACAUGGGGACAAUAAAGAAGCGUUUGGAAAAUAACUUUUACCAAAGUGCCGGAGAGUGCAUACAGGACUUCAACACAAUGUUUACUAACUGCUACAUCUACAACAAGGCGGGGGGCCUGCGGUGUCGGUCCGAAGGGGAUGGAGCUCUUUUACCACGCCGUGAUGGAGAGCCUACAGAUGACAUCGUGCUGAUGGCCCAGUCCUUGGAGAAGAUCUUCCUCCAGAAGGUGGCGCAGAUGCCCCAAGACGAAAUUGAGCUCCCUCCUCCAGCUCCUAGGAACAAGAACAGCAGAGGAAGAGGCCGAAAAUCUAACGCGUCACGGGCUCAGCAGGUUCCAGCGGUGUCCCAGUCCGCCUACUCGCCUUCUUCGUCCGAUACCGGCGAUUCCAUGUUGGCCAACUCUCCUCAGACUGUUCUGACCAAAAGUCUGCCUCCGGCGAACAUCAUGGGCCUGCCUCCUACACAGCCAACAACCAAGAAAAAAGGUGUCAAACGUAAAGCAGAUACCACCACUCCCUCUACCCUGGGUUUUACCGUCGGCAUGUCGGGAUCGACGCACAUGGUGGGCUUGGGGAAAGGAGGACACGGGGGCCAGGUUCACGACCCCUCCAUGCACACCGUCUCCUCAAUGGGAGGCAUGAGCCUUGAAACCCCGCCUGGAAUGGGCCUGGUCAGGAGCUCUGGUGGUCCGGUGCUCCUGCAGCCAAUGAUGGCCGGGACCGGACGCAGAGUAGGCAGCGGGCGUCCCAUCAAGCCCCCUAAGAAGGACCUGCCCGAUUCUGUCCAGCCUCAGCUCUCCAAGAAAGGCAAACUGAGUCCACAGCUGCGGUACUGCAGCGGGCUGCUGAAAGAGAUGCUGUCAAAGAAACACGCGGCGUACGCGUGGCCCUUCUACACUCCUGUGGACGCUACCGGGCUGGGACUGCACGACUACCAUGACAUCAUCAAGUGUCCCAUGGACCUCAGCACCAUCAAGAGGAAGAUGGACUGCCGCGAGUACAGGGAUGCACAACAGUUUGCCAGCGACGUCAGGCUGAUGUUCUCCAACUGCUACAAGUACAAUCCGCCGGAUCACGACGUUGUGACGAUGGCGCGGAAGCUGCAGGACGUCUUUGAGUUCCGCUUCGCCAAGAUGCCAGACGAGCCGCAGAUGGAGCACGCGGCCAUGUCCGCGAUCGGAAACCCGACCUCUUCGUCCUCGUCGUCUUCGUCCUCGUCGUCCUCGUCGUCCUCCACCUCCGAGAGCGAGCCCAGCAGCGAGAGCGAGGAGAGCGAGAGCAGCAUGAGCUCGGACAGCGAGGAGGAGCGGGCGCAUCGCCUGGCCGAGUUACAGGAUCAGGUGUGUACACAACUGCGGGCCGUGCACGAGCAGCUGGCCGCUCUGUCCCAGGGCCCCAUAGUCAAACCCAAGAAGAAGAAGGAGAAAAAGGAGAAGAAGGAGAAGAGGAAAAAGAAGAAGAUCGAGAAGCGCAGCCGAGGCGGCAGGAGCAGAGCCGGCUCCGAGGAAUGGAAGAUGCCGGGCAAGAUGCUGAAGAGCAAAUCUGCCAGAGCCGGCGUCUCACAAGUGAAGAGAGCGCAGGCAAAGAAGAGCAAUAAGAGCAACAAGUUAGUGGCAGAAAAGACCGCAAAGAAACCUUUCUACCCGUCGCUGGCCGCUUCCAUGCUUCCCCACUACGACUCCGAGGAAGAGGAGGAGAUCGUCCCCAUGUCGUACGACGAGAAGCGCCAGCUCAGCCUGGACAUCAACAAGCUACCGGGCGAGAAACUGGGCCGCGUGGUCCACAUCAUCCAGUCGAGGGAGCCGUCUCUGAGGGACACCAACCCAGAGGAGAUCGAGAUCGACUUUGAAACGCUGAAGCCGUCGACGCUGAAGGAGCUGGAGCGCUACGUCAUGACGUGUCUGAGGAAGAAGCCCCGUAAGCCUUACGGUGAGCAAGAGGUGAAAAAUAAAGGCAGUAUGUCUAAAGAGGAUCUGGCUCUGGAGAAGAGGAGGGAGCUGGAGAGGAGGCUGCAGGAUGUCAGUGGACAGCUCAAUUCUGUCAAGAAACCCACAAAACCUAAAGUGGAGAAGCCCAGUGCUGUGGAGACUCACGCCCAGCCGUCGCGCCUCAGCGGCAGCAGCUCCAGCUCGGACUCCUCCACCUCCUCCUCUUCAUCCUCGUCAUCAGACACAAGCGAUUCAGACUCGACUUGAGUUCAUAUAAAAAAGCCUAAAACAAAAAAAACAAAAAAAAACAAGCACUGAUAACUCAGGGACCUGGGCUGGCCCAGGACACGAUGCACCCUGAAACUUUUUAUUUUUUUUUUAUUUUUCUUUGACUGAGAAAUCAGCUGAAUUUGUUGUGAAUGUGGGACUAAAAGACAAAUAACACAAAUUGCCUUUGUUUCCCUUCCUCUGGAUUGUAAAUACCUGUACAAAUUUAAGUUUCUUUUAUAAAGAAGAUUGUUAUUAUCCCCAAGGAGGGAGGAGCUAUUUAAAAACACACAAAAACAAAAGUGAGGUGGAAAGACGGGCUUACUCCAGAUCUGCUAUUGGCUGGCAUUAAAGUUUAUCCUCAAGAGAUUUUAUAUAUAUAUAUAUAUAUAUAUAUAUAUAUAUAUAUAUAUAUAUAUAUAUAUAUAUAUAUAUAUAUAUAUAUAUAUUCUUCCACAUUUUCUCAAACAAUCCAGGAGUUUGAACCAGCAAACCUUUAGUCACAAGCCUUAGUUUUCUUAAAUUUAGAUUUAGAUCCAACUCGAUUUUUAAGAUCAGCUCUAAGACUUGCCAUUAAACGCUGAAGGAAACGGCUCAAAGCUUCCUUCUCAUGUUCCAAGUCCUGCAGCAUUUUAGUGGCGAUUAAAAGCAACCAUACGGUGCUUUUCAUAUUUAUGUAAAAAGUUCCUUACAGUUGAAGUUUUAAAGCACGGCUUGUUCCUCUCUGUGUUACGGUGACAUUUCUGCUGUAGUCAGUUUUCAACCCUGUACAGUAGUGGGUUUAUAGAACUGUAUAGAAUAAGUUUGACGUACUGUAAUUACAGAGUUUAGCAGUAAGUUGCACAUUUUUUAGACUUUACCGAGUUGUUGGGAGUUUUCCCAAAAAAAAAAAAAAAAAAGCUCACUAGAAGACUGGGUGUUUUCAUUAAAAUGACACUAACAGAAAAACUGUUUUUGCUUUCUCUUCUGCAAAAGAAGCUGCAAAACAAAAGCAUCGACGCUAUCAGGCUCCUGGAUGUUAUAUUUAUGGAACAUAUAUUUAACACUAAAACAUUUUCGCAAAAUAAAUAUUUUGGUCGCACUGCAAUCAAUGGAACAAACGUUUAUCCUAAAAAAAAAAAAUAAAUAAAUACCUUAAACUGUAAGUCUCCCCUUUAAAGACGAGGGAAUCCUGCAACAACAAAUAAAUUGAACCUGCUGUUGAAUGUUCCCAAAAAUAAAUGCUUGUAUAAUAUAAUUUAACUGUAUUUGAUGUGGAACAAAGUAAUGUAUUUCUGCUUUUUCAACCCCCCCCCACCCCCCUCUUUUUACAUGUUAAUGUCAUUCCAAUAUUUGUUUACACUGUUAAGACUGCUGCCUCCUGUCAAGCUGAUUACUUCCCCAGAGGAAACCCUUACAUUGGACUGUAAAUUACACCAAAUAAUCUCUUCUGUAGGACUAAUGUGAGUUUUGUGUCUCUGUUCGACAUUUCUAGUUUGUAUUAAAAACCCAUUGUGCUGGA
Messenger RNA from Fundulus heteroclitus (mummichog), 4280 nucleotides. It is a transcript of the gene brd2b, whose product is annotated as bromodomain containing 2b. The transcript has 14 exons. Gene Ontology annotation, biological process: regulation of DNA-templated transcription; chromatin remodeling. Lineage: Eukaryota; Metazoa; Chordata; Actinopteri; Cyprinodontiformes; Fundulidae. The record is from RefSeq and is a predicted model, not a curated record. Gene Ontology annotation, cellular component: nucleus; chromatin. Bases 290 to 2779 code for a protein of 829 amino acids.